Molecule: messenger RNA, 1449 nt
Organism: Fusarium fujikuroi IMI 58289
Lineage: Eukaryota; Fungi; Ascomycota; Sordariomycetes; Hypocreales; Nectriaceae
Exons: 1
Coding region: 1-1449 (482 amino acids)
Source: RefSeq, a predicted model, not a curated record
AUGGAUCCCUUCACCAAAAUCCCCGCCGAGUUACGUCUGCAAAUAUUCUCGUACCUUCAAUCCAAGGCCACUCUCUCGAGCAUCCUCGAAGCCUCUCCAGUAAUGUGCGAGCAAUACCUUGAAUUCAAAAGCAUAAUAAUACGAAAUUUGCUCGAGGGCGACUUCGAUGACGGAAUGAUUCAAGAUGCCAUGGCAAUCAUUCUAUUCCCGUCUCUUCGAAAGGCCCGAAAGUCCCGAAAGAGUCUGCUCCUCGUUGAAGAACAUUUAAACUCAUGGGAGGGUCAAGAGCUUCCAAAUCCCUUUGUGACCCGCGAUGCCCUUCUCAUGAAACAACUCGAUAAAUUGCAUAGUCUUCUAAUGAUGUUUGUCGAAGACUACAUCACAAAGGCGAAAGCGGCCUUCCCACCUCGGGAAUACAUCUGUCUCCCUCAGCCUACUCACAUCCAGAGCUACCUCAUAUUCAAGGGGAAAAAGGUUAUAAAAAGAUUCGAUUCAUGUCACCUGCAGGAAGGUGAAAGAAGACGUCUCUUGAGAGCAUUUCUACGAGUUGAGCUGUCGUCUCUGGCCUACAAGGUACUCAGCUUCACCCCGGGAAACCGCGCUCUAUUUGGAAAACUAGCCAGAAAACUCACAAGGCGACGAAUUGAGGGAUUUCACUGCGUCUGGACGUAUGCAUCCUCACUAUAUGGAGCUCUCUUUGGUCACUGCGGUGACGCAUGGUUGCCUGAAGCCGAUGCACCUCCCGAAACUGGACUUCUAUUUCCUGAUACGCUCUUCGUAGACCCAGUCAAGUAUGGUCGGGACGUUGGUAUUCGCUCUCGUGAAAUGGAGGUGGCCGUCAGGAACAUGGCUUGUUACGUGUUUCCCUUGAUCGUCAGGAUGAUUCGCUUUGCCGCAGCAAGACCAAAAGAUACCGAACCUCUGGACAGCUUUGUCAAGAGGCUUUGCAGUUUUGAAAUGGACCACUCCCUGAGAAUGGAAGAUCACUUCAUAAUAGCAAGAUUCUCGCGGGGACCAAUGUGCGGACUUUCCUAUAGUCAGGGUCCCGCUGAGCCAGCGUGGUGGGAGUUCCUUAAUUCGCAGCUAUCAUGUCAUGACACUAUGCAGAUAAAGAUAUUUCAACAGCGGGCAUGGCCAUUCUUCGAUGACGACCGCCACUACCCAAAGGGCACAGGGGCAUUGUCAUUAUUCCCCAAAAGGCCUGCCUUGCUCAAGAUGGAACGAGAAAGGCUUGAUGCGUCUAGGGCCCUCUCUUUCAGUCAGAUGGAAAGGAAAUUCGAAAAGUUUCGGCGAUCACAAAAGUGGCAUGACAAGAUUUCGGCUAGGACCUUAAUGGGCGAUCGUGAGGUGUCGCAUCAGAGAUCGGGGAUCAGGAAAAAUUACUGGCAUGGAAUCACUGGCAGCGCUUUGCUCGACGAGAUGGGCCACAGUAGGGUUAUGUGCUCGUAG